CCCGACGCGCGGACGCCGCGCCACCGCGGGGUGGAUCCGCCACCAUCUGCCUCCGCCAAAAGGCGUAGGAGGCAAAGCCGUGGCCGCCGUUGCAGCACCAGCACCGGCCGCCGCGCCCCCGCCCCUGGGGCUCCACCGCCCGCCGCAAAAUCCCCGGGAAAAGCCGUCACCGAGCACCGAAAAGCGCAAGCCUCCAAACCCUCGCCGCACCGGCCCCGGGCCAGGCGCGCAUCCCCAGACGGCGUGGGGCCCCACCGUUGUCUCGGCGAUUUCGAUUGCUCCCAACCGCUCUUUUUUUCUCUCCGCUCCUACAACCAGUGCGCCUUCGCGCCUCUGCCUCCGCCCCGCCGCCGCACGCGCACGCGCACGCGCACGCCGCGUCGCGCCGCCGCGGCAGCGCGCGGAACCCUAGGAUCGCGGGCUGGCCGGGCUUACGGCUCUGGCGCCGCCGCCUGAGACCAUGGCGUCCUGCGGGUGCCUGGUGCUCGAGAAGGUGGAGGACCACAGCGGCGAGGCGGCGCGCGGGAGGGUCAAGGUGGCGCCGUCCGCCGCCUCCGGGUGCGGCGGAUCGUGCGCCGGGGUGUGGAGGAGAAGGUCCGAGGCUAUUUUCCCCAUCUACGUCAUGGGGAGCUCGCGGGCGAGCACCGUGGCGGCGGCGCGGGGCAUCGUCGACUCUGCCGACGACCCCAUAUGGGAGGCCGUCAAGUCGGAGGCCAAGUCUGAGGCAGAAAAGGAGCCUAUUUUAAGUAGCUUCCUGUACGCCAGUGUGUUAUCUCAUGACUGUCUGGAGCGAGCGUUGAGCUUCGUCCUUGCAAACAGGCUUGAAGAUCCAACAUUGCUUGCUACUCAGCUAAUCGAUAUUUUUAAUGAUGUUAUGAUGAAUAACAAAGAUAUAUGUCGUUCCAUUCGCCUUGAUGCUCAGGCCUUCAAAGACAGAGAUCCAGCCUGUGCGCAAUACAGCUGGGCAUUGUUAUACCUAAAGGGCUACCAAUCCUUGCAAUCGUAUAGGAUAGCUAAUGUAUUAUGGAACCAGGGACGUAAAGUUCUGGCUUUGGCGCUGCAAAGUCGUAUUAGUGAGGUCUUUGCUGUGGAUAUACAUCCAGCUGCCAAAAUUGGUGAGGGAAUAUUGUUGGAUCAUGGAACAGGUCUAGUCAUCGGUGAAACUGCUGUAGUUGGAAAUUGGGUUUCGUUAAUGCAGGGUGUUACACUUGGAGGUACAGGCAAGGAACAUGGAGAUAGGCACCCCAAGAUCGGUCAGGGUGCUCUUAUUGGAGCUGGUGCUACUAUCCUUGGCAAUAUAAAUGUAGGUGAAGGUGCCAUGAUUGCCGCUGGCUCCCUUGUUUUGAAGGAUGUACCUCCCCACAGAGGCUUCUGGAGUCGGGUUCGGGUUCUCCACGGCGUCUGCGAAGUUCACUCGAGUUUCUCCUGGACCUUCUUCGGCUUCAGCCACCAGCUCGUACGUUCCGUUUGUAUGGCUGUAGGUAAUCCUGCAAAGAUAGUUGGUUAUAUGGAGAAAGAAGACCCUUCUUUAACUAUGAAACAUGAUGCAAGGAGAGAUUAUUUUGAGCAUGUUGCCAUCAGAUAUUCAGAUGAUUGAUACAGCUAAUGGUGACUCUUCUAUUUAUUAAUGGAAGUAUUGUUUGAGUGAAAAAAAGGUUUCGUCAUAUUAUUUGCACGAAGUCUUGACUCUUGAAGUAAAAAGUUAGACGAAAUGGGAUGAAGCAAACUAAUGCGUAAUGCCAUUUUGGACAUUUCAUCGUGCGCACUAUAGCUGGAUAAGUUGGUGAUCUUUGAGUGCUCCUCUUUCUGCCCAGGCAACCUAAUGAAGAAGCUGGAAACGGGUCACCACUCACUAGGGCUCCAAAAUCUGCCAGUUUUAGUUUUCUUGUACCUUAAUCUGCUGUAAUAACGUGAAGCAUUUUGACGACAAACAUGGUAGGAAACUAGGAAUGGUUUAUUCCUAUGUAGUGAUCUCCAAGAUCAAACAUAUACAGCAGUCUAGACGUCCAUGGACUAUUGGACUAUGUUGGCUUUCAUGAAGCAAAAGCAAUACCCAGUGGUGUCGUAGAGACACACUAGGAUUGCCUAUGUAAGUCCAUCCGAGAAGCCUUCUUCAGUGCUCAUCUUUUAUAGAAAGUUCAUUACACUUUUUUUUUUU
Molecule: messenger RNA, 2158 nt
Organism: Panicum virgatum (switchgrass)
Lineage: Eukaryota; Viridiplantae; Streptophyta; Magnoliopsida; Poales; Poaceae
Product: probable serine acetyltransferase 2
Exons: 11
Coding region: 461-1597 (378 amino acids)
Cellular component (GO): cytoplasm; cytosol
Molecular function (GO): L-serine O-acetyltransferase activity
Source: RefSeq, a predicted model, not a curated record